This is a messenger RNA of Drosophila obscura, 1002 nucleotides long. RefSeq lists its product as uncharacterized. NCBI's taxonomy places the organism in Eukaryota, Metazoa, Arthropoda, Insecta, Diptera, Drosophilidae. The record is from RefSeq and is a predicted model, not a curated record. Bases 171 to 890 code for a protein of 239 amino acids. The transcript has a single exon.
UAGUAGGCGCAGUCGUACAGCUCCUAGCCCAGCCCCUGAUAGCUACCGAUUCGGCUCACUCAGAUGUUGUCGUUUGGGUCUUGAACAUCUCAAAAUUCUCGUCUUCCUUUGUCCCGUUUCUGGCUGCUUUUGGAUACCGUUUUAAAUUCCUGUUUGUACACGCCGCUGUGAUGAGUAUUCUGCAAAGCCUUGUGGGACGGCUGCUGGCCAUUCCCAUGCCCAUGCCCGCCCACACGGCGUCUGUGCUGAGCAGGACGCUCACCACCGAACAGAAGCUGAAAAUGCGGCAGAUGCGCCUGAAGCAGAAAAAAGCGUUCGUGCUGCCCUGCUACAUGGCCCUGCGGCGCACAGAGUACAAAUGCCCGCAAAGGAUCGUGGCGCCCGUGUGCGACGACGAUCCCUGUGGCCACGAGCCCCUGCCCCGGGACCUCACCAAAUACAAGCCGAGCGACAAGGCCAAGCGCAGGUAUCAGCGCAACUGGUCGGAGUGCUAUCCCGAGCCGCUGCCCUACGUGCGGAUGAAGAGGAUCUAUCCGAUGCGGGCGAGACGAUCCCGCGUCACGAUGUACAGGCCCCAGACGGCGUGCCAGCCGGAAGAACCGGCUACCGUAAGAGCCCGUGCCAAGCCAGAUCAGUUGAUGGACGUUCAGUCAUGCGUCAUGCCCUGCUGCAAGUUCUCUGCGCCCCACUGCAGACCUGCACGGAACCCUCCCUCGUGCGAAUUCUACUUACGGGCCUCGUGCUGCACCAAGCGAGCCACCAAGUACCCGAGCUUCUCGGAGUGUCGCAAGCAUCCGCUCCUGGAGCCGCUUCCGGUCUGUGAGUCCGCCAUGAAAUGCUCGAUCUGCGACAUGUGGGCCUACUGGCGGAGAAAGCACAGGGGCUGGUGAGCGCGAUGCGCCAGGGAAGCUCUGAGCCCGAACAACUGGCCUGGAUACCAAACGAAGGAAGAGGCGUAUUUUGGCAUAAUUUUAAAUAAAACCAUUUGGCAUGUCAUCUAUG